AUGGGAAACAAAAAAAGGAGUAUGAAGACAGUACCUAAGGAGUUUACUUCUCUUUUUCGAGUACAUCCUGGGAGAGAUCCCCCAAGAAGAGACACAAGGGAAGUUCAAAAAAGUAAAAAACAUGGAUUUAGAUUUACUUCGUUACCAGAUCUUCCUGUUGCUAGUAAUGCGUUACAAGAACUAUUGCUUGAAUACGGCUUACUCAACGACAUAAGAUGGGACUCAAAAGGCUCCAAGGCGAGUAAAACCAAAAAGAUCAAACUAAAACCAAUUAAUUCUUUUAUUGCAUUUAGAUCUUUCUACUCAAGAACCAUUUCCAAUCCCGAACAUCAACGAGAGUUAUCAUCCAAACUAGCGGAGGUUUGGACUCAAGAAUCAAAUCAAGAAGUAUGGAAACAAUACACCCAAUCAUAUAAUAAUUAUUUACUUCUUCCAGAAGCCAAAUUGAAUUUUGUGGAUUGGCUAUGCGAAGCUUUGGAUUAUACAAUUGAGAAUGCAACGCCACUGUUAGAAGAUAUUCUGUUAACUAGUUACAAUCAGUUACUAUCAGGUACAAUUGAGGAUGUUUACAUGUUGAAGUGA
Molecule: messenger RNA, 582 nt
Organism: Candida dubliniensis CD36
Lineage: Eukaryota; Fungi; Ascomycota; Pichiomycetes; Serinales; Debaryomycetaceae
Gene: MTLALPHA1
Product: putative MTL alpha 1
Exons: 1
Coding region: 1-582 (193 amino acids)
Biological process (GO): positive regulation of mating-type specific transcription, DNA-templated
Cellular component (GO): nucleus
Molecular function (GO): sequence-specific DNA binding; DNA binding, bending
Source: RefSeq, a predicted model, not a curated record